AGCGAAUAGCAUUGCCCAACUGCGUCCAAUCAGGCCGCUGUAACGAAAUCGAAGUUGAUAGAAUUUUAAUACAAGAACAUAUUAUGGUCCUGUUUAUUCAGCUGCCGGGUAUUUGAACUCAUGGUCAGCAGAUCUUUCUUACAAUCAACGUCUGAGAAGGUUUGUUUGGUAAUUAUUAUUAUCAGUCUGGGCGAUGGAAAGGGUCCCCCGAGCUGAGAUGUAAAAUUGAAAAAUCUGCAUCAUCACCGACAUGACUGACGAGGAACCACUUUCCUGUAUUGAACUGGGUGACCCAGAUGAGCCAUCGUUCGGAGAGUUUCUCAGUAGCGGUUAGGUACCGGUUCUCAUAUCACUUGACAGCCAAGUCGCAUGCCGAAGCCGGACUUCGAGUCGUUGGAAAACAGUUCAGAACGGAAUGGUGUAACGAUUCGCUAUCAGCGCGUCGAACAUCUUCGAUGAAUGACCAGCCAGCUCACGGCAAAAACUAUUCCCAAAAGUCGAGGGAAAAUGACAUGAUCGCCUUACUGAAUCCGGAUUCAGAAAGCAAAAGAAGACCAGCUGAGGAGUAUGCCGAAGAAGAAAAUCAGGAUCAGGUGCGGCCUGCGACUCCAAAUGUUGCUACUUUUGACCUAGCAGCAAACUUAACGAGCCUAAACGGAAGUGUCACCCUCGUAUCCAACGCCGGGAAGUCGGGUUCUCCCCACGAUCAGUCGCACUCAAAGCGACACUCGCGGCGUUCGAAAUUGUACCGAAGAGAAGGCAAAGUGAAGUCGCGUGGGAGUUUGACGAAGAAAAAUGCUGCAAGUCCGAGUCUAAUAGCCUUUGGCAUGGAAAGGUCCGACAGUCUGGAUCAGGAUCCUCCCCGCGGUCGAAAACGCAACAGUGGAUUGGCCAAACUCUUGGACUCCACCUCAAAAACGUCCAACGCCACGUCUGAGCCAAAUCCUGUCGCUGCGAGCCGCAAUGAUUCAAUUCCGUCCAAUUUUCUUUCUACAGGUGAAAGCAAAGUUCUUCUGGAUAGAUUAUCGGACGAGUCGUCCAAACUGGCUAAAGGAUCAGGUUCGACUGAAAAUUGGCUCAACUUCUCCUCGUCGUCAUCGUCGUCAGCGGGGUCCACAAUUAACGAAACCGCGUCAUCUAUCGAACUGAUGACGUUCGGAUUCGAAAGCGCUGAAGAAUUUCGCAGAUCUGCCUUGAUAAAUUCAAGUCACGUAGCGCCUUCAUCAAUUGCAGCGAUUCAUUCGUCUUUCACAACGGCAAGAUUAGCGACUCUAGUCUCGGAUCGAUCUGCCGACAUGACGGAAUCCACCUCUGCUCGCCCAUCCACUGUAGAGAUGAUCAAUAGAAGUCAAUCGAUGCAGAGAACUGCAAAACGACGUGACGUAGACGAUAAUAGUUUCGAAUUCAGUGUUCACUCGGAGGACAGUCGAGACGUACCCCUUAACAUCAAAGAGUUAUUUACCUCGGCGAGAACGCCUGGCGAUAACACAACGAAGGAUCAUUCAGUGAUUUUAACAUCAAUAGGAAGUGAUUCGUCUUCGUUGGUAAACUCCUAUAAUACGAGUUUGAGAAUUUCGGCAGUUCGUAAUGGGUCAGAUACCGAUACCAUAGCGGAAAGUACAAAGAAUUCGAGUCACGACGAACCUGAAUUCAACGAAUAUUCAUGGAGCUCAGUGAAUGACAGUUUGAAUCGACUGACCCUCUUGAAGGUAGCCGAUACUCUGAAACACAUCGAUUGUCAAAAAGCUCGGCGUUCGUAUACUCACAGUAAUUCCACAUUCUCUGAAAUUUCGGACGACGCCUCGCCAAAACUCCAAAUCGAGUCCGUCAAGGUUUUAAGGUCUUCGUCAAAAGGUAAACUGCAUUCGCUGAAACUUAACGACAGUGAGUUUGAAGUAGCCGAGGAUUCCUCCGCAUCACCGGGCCGGAUAUCGAUCGAUGAUAAAGAUGGACCACUGAAAUUAACGAUUCCUUUGAGCAUUGAUACAAUGGCCAAGGCUGGCACGAGCGGUAAGUCAGCAGAAGAAACCGUGGAAGUUUCACGACAGUCGAACAAGUUAGCAACGACUUUUGGCGAUCCUUCUCUGACGGAAACUGUAUCCAAAAAGAGAAACGUUGAUCACGGACCCCUUCGAGAGGUUCUCGAUGUCGACCAGCAUCUUGCAUCGAGAUGCAACCCAGGUUCUUCGACUGAACGGUCGGAAAACGUCCAGAGAGUGGACAGCGAAAAUCGGAUUGAUCAACAACGCACUGACGCUGUGACGCUCUUAGUUUCUGAAAGCAGCAUUUCCAAUCUGGAACAUUGUUUGAUGCGGUCCUCUUCGUCAGCGAUGCCCCGUGAUUUGAUUAACGAUCCUGAACGCCGCCUCGAGGCUCUUGUCGCGUCAAUUAUUCCUGAUAAUCCCGAAGAGAGAGAAGCAGACGCGACGUUCACGAUGAACAGAAAUCAUGAUGAAGAUACUCAGGCUGGCCGACUGGGCUAUUCGUCUCCUGAACACCGGGGUCCUCAGAGUUUACAUGACUCGGACGUGAUCGUUUUGGAAACUUUCGAGCCAGUAGUUAGCGAGUUGGUGACUCCUCUUGAAGAAGUUGCCGAUGUUGACGGUUCUCCGGGAUUCACUGGCCUCGAAGAACACUGCAACUCGUCUUUAUUUAAUGUUUUUAUACCGUCUGUAAAUUCCCGUGAAAUUGUCGCCAGGUCAAUACAAAAUCUUCCUAACUCGCUGGUCCUAAAGAUUAAUGAGCCAAUGGUGAGAAUUGAAACGCAGAAUAUUACGACGGAGGAUAGUCUCUACAUCAUGGAAGGCUUUGGCUUGUUCAAAAACAGUCCUGAAGAACUCGAGGAAGAGCUCGAUCGACGGAAGGGCGCCCCCUUUGACUAUGCCGAAACGGAAGGGUACCUGGUAUAUUCACCCCCCGGUGAUCAUGCCCCAGGACUGAAAGUCAUAGAUGAGAUCGAGUUCAAAGCUGAAUUACCAGCCAAGCCAGAAUCACUGGUUGCCGAUGUCCUGUGGAAUCGAAAUUUCGGCGAAAUGGACGAUCUGUCGUGGUUGGACGAUGAAACUGGAAAUGCAAUUUGGAAAUCCAUACAAAGUAGGGAUGCUCAGCAGAAAAGUUUACUUAACCCGAGUGAAUAUCCUGCAACGCUAAGUGAUGUCAAGGAAGUUCAAUCUCCUGUCAAGAGUCUUUUAAUCCGAGAACAUAUAACCGAAAAAAGUACACACCAUCUGUACAUACUGCCAACAAUUUAUGUUUUAAUCGGAAUGUGUGUCGUCAUCGUGGGAUGCAGCAUUUGGUACAGCAAGAAACGUGUGAAGAGACGGUCCAACUUACCCAAACUCAAGUACUUCGUUCAGCAGCGGCAGGAAACUACGGAGGCCAUUGUAUGAGAUAAACCUUACAAUACUCGUGCAUACGAUUUUUUUAUUCAUGGAUUGUAGCGUGAUGCAAAUGGAGUUUUUUUACCAAUGAAAUAUAUGAUAUCGUACAGGAAGUAUAAAGUGAUACUGGUAAUUGUAAUGCAGCUGUAGUUCGCGGAGUUUUCAAAAUUUGUCCCAAAUCAGAUUAGUACAUUCAUAUUCUGUGGACGGAACAUGACAACAUAGUGCAUAGAAAGAGAUUCAAAUCACCAAAUCUGCGAAAUGAAGAAGAUGCAAAUUUGUACAUGGCAGUUCAAGCAAUUGAUUGCUGUGACCUGGAACUAUGCCUGCAAUUUACAAUCAACGCAAAAUAACGUUGACAACCGCUUCAGCUUGACUUGGUCCUAGCAUUCGUUGAGGAAUAAUCAUAAUAUAGAUAGCUUCUAAACGCAUUAA
This is a messenger RNA of Neodiprion virginianus, 3815 nucleotides long. RefSeq names its product platelet binding protein GspB-like. Bases 297 to 3389 code for a protein of 1030 amino acids. The record is from RefSeq and is a predicted model, not a curated record. The transcript has 7 exons. Lineage: Eukaryota; Metazoa; Arthropoda; Insecta; Hymenoptera; Diprionidae.